Molecule: messenger RNA, 2439 nt
Organism: Carya illinoinensis
Lineage: Eukaryota; Viridiplantae; Streptophyta; Magnoliopsida; Fagales; Juglandaceae
Product: delta-1-pyrroline-5-carboxylate synthase
Exons: 20
Coding region: 131-2269 (712 amino acids)
Cellular component (GO): cytoplasm
Molecular function (GO): ATP binding; glutamate 5-kinase activity; glutamate-5-semialdehyde dehydrogenase (NADP+) activity
Source: RefSeq, a predicted model, not a curated record
AGACAUCAGCUUAUAACGGACAUCUCAAAAAACCUAAACUACAACUCCUGUCAAGAAGCUGCGCCCUCCGACUCCGAGUCGCCUCAUUUUUUCGGACGGAGUUGGAAUCGUCCACCGAAACCACUAAGACAUGGAUCGUUCCCGAACUUUCGUCAAGGACGUCAAGCGCCUUGUUGUCAAGGUUGGGACCGCUGUUGUCACUCGAGCUGAUGGAAGAUUAGCGUUGGGAAGAUUAGGCGCUCUAUGUGAGCAGAUUAAGACAUUGAACUCCCAAGGUUACGAGGUCAUUGUAGUGUCCUCUGGUGCUGUUGGUCUUGGCCGUCAACGGCUUCGAUUCAGGAGAUUAGUCAACAGUAGCUUUGCCGAUCUUCAAAAACCACAAGUUGAACUUGAUGGGAAGGCAUGUGCCGCUGUUGGACAAAACAGUCUUAUGGCUCUCUACGACACAUUAUUUACUCAGCUGGAUAUCACAUCAGCUCAGCUUCUUGUGACAGAUAAUGAUUUUAGGGAUAGAGAUUUUAGAAACCAACUGAGUGAAACUGUAAAGUCACUAUUAACUCUGAAGGUUAUUCCUAUAUUCAAUGAAAAUGAUGCAGUCAGUACCAGGGAAGCUCCAUAUGUGGAUUCUUCUGGUAUAUUUUGGGAUAACGAUAGUUUGGCUGCUCUACUAGCUUUGGAGCUAAAAGCUGAUCUUCUUGUUUUAUUGAGUGAUGUAGAGGGUCUCUACAGCGGCCCUCCAAGUGAUCCAAACUCAAAGCUAAUCCAUACGUACAUUAAGGAAAAACAUCAGGGUGAAAUUACUUUUGGAGACAAGUCUAGGGUGGGAAGAGGAGGUAUGACUGCAAAAGUAAAAGCUGCUGUCAGUGCCGCUAGUGCUGGCAUCCCAGUUGUUAUCACCAGUGGGUACGCUGCUGAAAACAUCAUUAAAGUCCUUCAAGGAGAGUGUAUUGGAACCCUUUUUCAUCAAAAUGCACAUUUAUGGGCCCCAAUUAAAGAAGUUGGCGCACGUGAGAUGGCAGUUUCAGCUAGGGAAAGCUCCAGACGGCUUCAGGCAUUGUCUUCGCAUGAUAGGAGAAAAAUUCUUCUGGACAUAGCCGAUGCCCUAGAAGCAAAUGAAAAACUAAUUUACUCUGAAAAUGAAGUGGAUGUCGCUUCGGCACGGCAAGCAGGAUAUGAAAAAUCCUUGAUAGCUCGGCUUGCUUUAAAGCCAGGGAAGAUUUCAAGCCUUGCAAAUUCAAUUCGUGUGCUUGCAAACAUGGAAGAUCCAAUUGGCCGUGUACUAAAGAGAACACAGCUUGCAGAUGGACUUGUUCUAGAGAAAACAUCAAGUCCCUUGGGCGUUCUACUUAUUGUUUUUGAGUCUCGUCCUGAUGCACUGGUGCAGAUAGCUUCCUUGGCAAUUCGAAGUGGAAACGGACUUCUCUUGAAAGGAGGAAAGGAAGCCAAACGGUCAAAUGCAAUCUUACACAAGGUCAUUACCACAGCCAUCCCAGAAAAUGUUGGAGGAAAACUUAUAGGUCUUGUGACUUCUAGAGAUGAGAUUCCUGAUCUGCUUAAGCUUGAUGAUGUAAUUGAUCUCGUGAUUCCAAGAGGCAGCAAUAAACUUGUAUCUGAAAUCAAGAAUUCCACUAAAAUUCCCGUUCUGGGCCAUGCUGACGGAAUUUGCCAUGUUUACAUUGAUAAAUCUGCUAACAUGGAUAUGGCAAAGAAAAUUGUUUUGGAUGCAAAAGUAGAUUAUCCAGCAGCCUGUAAUGCAAUGGAAACACUCCUUGUACAUAAGGAUUUGGUUCCUACUGAAGGAUUAAAUGAGAUUAUUGUUGACCUUCAGACUGAAGGUGUGAUGUUAUAUGGAGGGCCAAGAGCAAGCUCCUUGCUGAAUAUUCCGGAGGCACGAUCAUUUCAUCAUGAGUACAAUUCAAUGGCUUGCACUGUGGAAUUUGUGGAUGAUGUAUAUGCAGCCAUUGAUCAUAUACAUCAACAUGGAAGUGCACACACUGAUUGUAUCAUUGCAGAAGACCAUGAAGUUGCUGAAGUUUUUCUGGGUCAAGUUGACAGUGCUGCUGUUUUUCACAAUGCAAGUACCAGAUUUUGUGAUGGGGCUCGAUUUGGACUAGGUGCAGAGGUUGGGAUAAGCACAAGCCGGAUUCAUGCCCGGGGUCCAGUAGGAGUUGAAGGAUUGUUAACAACACGAUGGAUUCUCAGAGGAAGUGGACAAGUGGUUGAUGGUGAUAAAGGGGUGGUCUACACCCACAAGGACCUCGCAAACUAGUCCCAUAGUUCAUGGCCUGAUAAUUACUAGUCCAUUCUAUCAAUUCACUUUGUUGCCAAUGCCCCCGAAAUGCAUUUGAUCCUAGUUUUCAAACUCACCCGGUUUACAUCCCCGUAAGCUUUUCAAGUAUGAUGAUUUAGGACAAUAUCGAAAGUUAACUCUUUUAUUUC